Molecule: messenger RNA, 693 nt
Organism: Caenorhabditis elegans
Lineage: Eukaryota; Metazoa; Nematoda; Chromadorea; Rhabditida; Rhabditidae
Gene: lys-10
Product: LYSozyme
Exons: 1
Coding region: 1-693 (230 amino acids)
Biological process (GO): peptidoglycan catabolic process; cytolysis; defense response to bacterium
Molecular function (GO): hydrolase activity; hydrolase activity, acting on glycosyl bonds; lysozyme activity
Source: RefSeq, marked reviewed
AUGAAGUUGCUUAUUGUUCUUCUUAUUCUUGUAACCACAAUAAAUGCUGCCAAGAAUGGAAUUGAUUUCAUUCAACCAGUUUCAGUUGAAACAUUUAAAUGUAUUCACAAAGAUGGAUAUUCUUUCGUAAUUCCAAGAGUAUUUACUUCUGUUGGAACUCUUGAUCAUACUGGAAUUCAAAAUGUUAAACACGCUAGAGAAGGAAAUAAAUCAUUUAAGAAUACGUUUGUUAACGGUAGAAAAAUUUCAGCUGGUUUAACUGACGUUGAUGGAUACAUUUUUCCUUGUUUGGCAUCUCAUUGUCCAUCUGCUGCAAACCAAGUUAAAGAAACUCUCGAUGCUCUGAAGAGCGCUGGUACUCAUGUAUCCACCCUUUGGUUGGAUAUUGAACGUCUUGCAUGGCCUGCUAAUCAUGCUCAUAACCGUGCUUUCAUUGAAGAAAUGGUUAAAGAAGCCGAGGCUAGAAAACAACAUGUUGGAAUCUACAGUAACUACUACAACUGGCAAGAUAUAGUUGGAUUGGAUUACCAUGGUCAAUCUCAUUUAAUGCUUUGGUGGGCAACAUACGAUGGAAUCAAGGAUUUCUCAAAAUUCGUAGCUUUCGGCGGAUGGAAAAAACCAACAAUUCAUCAGUGGCAUGGAACUACCAAAGGACCAUGUGGAGUCAGUGUUGAUUUGAAUUAUGUUCCAUAA